Messenger RNA from Oldenlandia corymbosa var. corymbosa, 2553 nucleotides. NCBI's taxonomy places the organism in Eukaryota, Viridiplantae, Streptophyta, Magnoliopsida, Gentianales, Rubiaceae. The record is from the annotation of a GenBank genome assembly.
AAAAAUCAAAGAAAAUUUGGAUUUACUUUUUACCCGCUGAUCCAAUAUUAGGCCCGGAAAAGUAUGUGACCCAUUUGGCGGACCAUUCAAUACGUCUACUCUUGUAAUUGUUGUGGGAAACAAAGCUUUAAAUUACUCUUCGCUCUUAACUACAAAGAAGAACCUCGUUCUCAUCGACACCAAUUCUCCUCAAAUCCAACUACAUUCUCACCUAAAUUAUUCGCAAUUUCCUCUCCUCUCCAGCAUUUCCUUCUGGUUCUUCAACCGCAUAUAUUGCAUUUCCAGGUUGUUCUUACAUUGAUUUCUCAUCCCAGAUUCCAUAUUACGAUAUUCUCCCAUUCGGCCAAUUUCUUAACUUGUAUUUGUUUUUUUUUUUUUGUAUUGAUUGUAAGAAUAGAAGAGGAGAGAGGCUUUCAAUUGUUGAUUGAUCUCUGGAAUGGAUUCUGCAGCCAUGGCCUCUGUUUGCUGUAAAUCCCUUUGCUCCACUACUCGCCCUGCUCCAGGAUUAAUUACCGGGCCAACGAGCGGAAUAAGGAGUUCGCAAUGUAGCUUUAUGGUAGGAAAGAAGGUGCAGUACCCUCGACAGAGUGCUCGAUCUUCUAGGCUGGCAUCUAAAUCUGGUAAACAUGGUGGAGCAUUAGCCGCCACAUGUCGUGCUGAUAAAAUCCUCAUUGCAAAUAGGGGAGAAAUUGCUGUCCGUGUCAUCAGAACUGCACAUGAGAUGGGAAUUCCUUGCGUGGCUGUUUACUCUACUAUAGAUAAAGAUGCUCUACAUGUUAAACUGGCAGAUGAAUCAGUUUGUAUUGGUGAAGCUCCAAGUAGUCAAUCGUACCUGCUGAUUCCAAACGUCUUGUCUGCUGCCAUUAGUCGUGGAUGCACAAUGCUUCAUCCAGGAUAUGGUUUCCUUGCUGAGAAUGCUACUUUUGUUGAGAUGUGCCGAGAACAUGGAAUCAAUUUUAUCGGGCCAAAUCCUGACAGUAUCCGAGUCAUGGGUGACAAAUCAACAGCCAGGGAAACAAUGAAGAAUGCUGGUGUUCCAACUGUGCCAGGAAGUGACGGUUUAUUGCAGAGUACCGAAGAAGCUGUAAGGCUUGCUGAAGAGAUAGGAUACCCAGUAAUGAUCAAGGCUACAGCUGGUGGUGGAGGACGUGGAAUGCGGCUAGCUAAAGAGCCUGAUGAAUUUGUGAAGUUGUUGCAGCAAGCUAAGAGUGAGGCAGCAGCUGCUUUUGGGAAUGAUGGAGUUUAUUUGGAGAAGUACAUUCAGAACCCAAGGCACAUUGAAUUCCAGGUUUUGGCUGAUAAAUACGGCAAUGUUGUGCACUUUGGUGAGCGUGAUUGCAGUAUUCAGAGAAGAAACCAGAAGUUGUUGGAAGAAGCUCCAUCUCCUGCAUUAACACCAGAAUUGCGUAAAGCAAUGGGUGAUGCAGCAGUUGCUGCUGCAGCAUCUAUUGGUUAUAUCGGGGUUGGUACCAUUGAGUUCCUUUUGGAUGAAAGGGGUUCCUUCUACUUCAUGGAGAUGAAUACUCGAAUUCAGGUUGAACAUCCAGUGACAGAAAUGAUUUCCUCUGUUGACCUGAUUGAAGAACAAAUUCGAGUGGCUAUGGGAGAGAAAUUGCGUUACAAACAGGAAGAUAUUGUACUGAGAGGACACUCUAUUGAAUGCCGUAUCAAUGCAGAAGAUGCUUUCAAAAACUUCAGGCCAGGGCCAGGGAGAAUAACAGCUUACUUGCCAGCUGGAGGUCCAUUUGUACGUAUGGACAGUCAUGUUUAUCCUGAUUAUGUGGUUCCACCAAGUUAUGAUUCCUUGCUUGGAAAGCUUAUCGUAUGGGCUCCGACAAGGGAGAGAGCAAUUGAGCGAAUGAAAAGGGCUCUCGAUGACACCAUUAUUACAGGGGUGCCCACUACGAUCGAAUACCACAAACUUAUCCUGGAUGUUGAGGACUUCAAAAACGGGAAAGUAGAUACAGCCUUUAUUCCUAAGCAUGAGGAGGAAUUGGCUCCUCCUCAGGAAACCGCGCCUUCUAAACAGUUAGCUAAGAUUGCUGCCUGAUUUGAGGUUUUUUUUUUCCCCCUUAGUCUGGUCAAGCUAGUUUCCUUUGGCUUUACUGUUCAAGAACACUCCCUAUAAAAUGCUUUCUUGGUUAGUUUAGCUGCUGCCAUUACUGCAGCAACAGCUUUGUGACUGGAGCAAGUAUCAUUUUUUGGUAUAGGAUUUCCUGAUUCUCAAAUCUGUUUCUUGUUUACCCGUAGUGGGUCAUUGUUUACCUGGCUGGUAAUUGUGAUACAUUACGAGUAGAUGAUAUACUAGUCGGCAGCACCAGCUAUGGAGCUUCAUGUAUGUUAGGGAUCUUGUAAUUUAGUCUGGAUGGGGCGCCUUUCUUUGUAUGUUGUCUUUUAAAGGUUACUCAUAAGUUGUUUAGCUGUAUUUCCUUGAAAAGAAUUGUAAUAUUGAGCUGUGUGAGAAAUGCAACGCGUCGACUCUGCAUUUACAACAAUCUUCCUGUCCAUGAGAGCUUCCUUAAGCUUUAAAAAUAUCACAUUGUGUGAUUUGAU